Limanda limanda (common dab) is the source of this 1020-nucleotide messenger RNA. RefSeq lists its product as uncharacterized. The transcript is spliced from 4 exons. Gene Ontology annotation, biological process: response to bacterium. The record is from RefSeq and is a predicted model, not a curated record. NCBI's taxonomy places the organism in Eukaryota, Metazoa, Chordata, Actinopteri, Pleuronectiformes, Pleuronectidae.
AUGCAGAAAACAGAGCAAAUGGACAAAGCAGUUCAGAUGCAUAAUUCUAUUUUGUCUCAUCAAAACAGUGGAUUUAUAUCAGUUAAUGUUGGAAACAACUUGACUUUCCUGUGUUUCUAUGAGAUGGAUGACGAAAAUUUGUAUUGGUACAAACAAACACCAUGACAGAAACCUUGAAUUAUCUCAAUGAUGUACAAAUUCUCUAAAGUUUUUCAUUUUCUGAAUGAAUUCAAGGACAAUCAAUGCCUAAAUGUGGAAAUUAAUGAUGUUGUGCAUCACCUAAAUAUCUCAGAUCUGCAGCUUUCAGAAUCAGCUACUUACUACUGUUUAAAGGAUAAAAGAUAUGUGUUUCAGUUUAUGGAGGGCAUCACUGUCAGUGUGAAAGGUUCAGGGUCUAACAUCCAGGCUGUGGUGCAUCAGUCUCAGAGCAUCCAGCCAGGAGGCUCUGAGACUCUCAGCUGUACAGUUCACACUGGGACCUGUGAUGAAGAACACAGUGUUUACUGGUUCAAGAACUCUGAAGAACCUCAGCCAGGACUCAUUUACACCCACAGACACAGGAACGAUCAGUGUGAGAGGAAACCCGACACACAGACACACACCUGUUUCUACAACUUGUCAAUGGAGAGACUGAACCGUUCUCAAGCUGGGACCUACUACUGUGCUGUCGCUGCAUGUGGACACAUUGUGUUUGGAGACGGGACCAAAGUGGACUUUGAAGAAGUGGUGGACUAUCUUCCCUUGGUGUAUUUCCUGAGCGGAGCAUUGGCGUUCACCACGAUCCUGGUUGUUUCUCUGGCUUACACAUCACAAAGAGUGUUCAAGACAAACUGCUGCCAGGGCUCAGGAGGUACUAAUGAAGUGAAAACACUGUUCAAAACGAGGCGGAAACUAAACACUCGAAGACGAAACAAUGACAACCUCCAUUAUGCUGCUUUAAUGGAGCACAGCUUCAGCAGAGCAAGAAGACAAACUGACGGUGACGGGAGUGAAUGCGUGUACACCAGUGUAAAGCAGUAG